Molecule: messenger RNA, 10023 nt
Organism: Aureococcus anophagefferens
Lineage: Eukaryota; Pelagophyceae; Pelagomonadales; Pelagomonadaceae
Exons: 1
Coding region: 1-9945 (3314 amino acids)
Source: RefSeq, a predicted model, not a curated record
AUGCGCGCGGUCCUCGUCGCGCUCGCCGUCGCCGUCGCGCGCGCGCAGCCGAGCGAGGAGUCGUGCGAGGACUCGACGACGUGGACGAAGAACGGCGAGACCUGCGCGGAGUACCUCGCGAAGAAGAAGGGCUCGAGGUGCAAGAAGAACGGCGUCGGCGACGACGGCGUGACCCGGGUCCAGGACGCGUGCCCGUCGCUCUGCGAGGCCAACGGGUGCCCCGUCGUCGACUGCGAGGACGACCCGCAGUGGUUCUGGGAGAAGGCGAGCCGGACCUGCGCGUGGCUCGCGACGCACCGGAACCAGUGCGAGCGCGUCGGCAACACGGGCGAGGCGGGCCACGCGGCGUGCCCGACGGCGUGCCGCGCCGACGCCUGCUACGACGCGCCGUGCGUCGACUCGACGACGUGGUACAAGAAGGACCCGUCGCAGGACUGCGACUGGCUCGCGGCCCAGAACCAGAAGAAGAAGAAGAAGUUCUGCAAGAAGAAGGGCAAGGGCAAACACGAGGGCAAGAAGGCCAAGGGCAAGGACGCGUGCCCCGUCGCGUGCGGCGAGUGCGACGCGCCGGUGACGACUACCCUUCCCCCUCUGAGCACGCGCGCGACGGACGCGUGCGACGAGGCGACCCCGACGUGCGGCGCGUGCUGCAAGUACGACUGCGCGGAGAAGAACGCGACGGACGGCCUCGACUUCUCCGCGUCCGACGAGUGCGUCUGCUUCACGGGCGACCUCGCGGACGCGGCCGUGAAGCUCACGGCCCUCGGCGACUGCGCCUUCGUCACGGGCGCCUACGCCCAGGUCGACGCGGGCGCGGGCGACGACACGGUCUUCCUCGCCGGCGGCACGCAGGGCAAGGUCUUCGGCGGCGACGGCGACGAUUUGGUGCGCAUGUUCCAGUCCGGCGAGGAGAUCGGCGGCGAGCCCUACCGCGCCGAGGUCCACGGCGGCGGCGGCGCGGACGUCCUCGACGUCCGCGCGGAGUUCGUCGAGGUCCGCGGCGGCGCGGGCGCCGACGUCAUCUCGGUCGCGCCCGCGGCGGGCGCGCAGUCGACGCGCGGCGACGUCGUCUUCGGCGGCGACGGCGCCGGCGACGCCUUCGCGCUCACGGACCUCGUCGACGCGGACGUCGUCACGGGCUCCGGCGACAACGUCGUCGAGGCCACGGGCCAGGUGCUCCGCGUCAAGGGCGGCGACGGCGACGACGCGUUCACGAUCGUCGGCGACGACGUCUACGUGGAGGCCAUGGGCGGCAGCGACGUGCUCAGCGUCUACGGCAAGUACAACGUCAUGGACGGCGGCUACGGCAAGGGCGACGUGCUCCUCUUCAACCCCGGCGACUACAACGAGUACUGGGACUUUGAGACCGUCAACGGCGAGGGCCCGCCGCCGACGCCGCGGCCCACGCCGAACCCGACGUCCCCGUGGCAGGGCCUCACGCCCCGGGCCGAGAAGUUCAAGCUCGCGUGCGCGGGCGACGGCUCCGGCGACGAGGAGCCCGAGCUCGCGUUCGGCCGCGCGUACAAGGGGCGGAAGAACCUCAUGCGCCUCGACGCCAAGGGCGAGGCGGGCGCGACGGUGCAGCACGGCGACCUCUGGUUCGACAGCGCCCAGCCCGGCGGCAUUCGCUUCGACUUCCGGUCCGAGAAGGCCGAAAACUGGAUCCUCCUGCGCCUCUUCGACGACCUGGUCGUGUCCUGGAACCGCGUCGCGGAGACGGCCGCGCACCGCGGCGAGAUCCACGCGCUCCAGUGGGACGCCUGCCCCGACUACGCCCAGGGCGUCGACGGCCAGGCGGGCUGCGACACGCUCCCGGGCGACCUGACCGUCCUCGCAAACAGCUGCGAGGCGUCGGACUUCGCGUACGCCGCGGACGCGUGGAAUUCCGUCGAGGUGACCUGGGACGACCAGCGCGUCACCGUGAGCCUCUCCGACGGGAGCGGCGGCGGCGACGCCUUCGCCAUCGACCAGUACGCCGCCUUCGACGGCGGCGCGCUCGGCGUCGGCGUCUCGCGCGUCGACGGGCCCGUCUACUUCGGGGGCUUCGAGUACUACGGCGCCGUCGACAGGCCCGACGCGCCCGCGGCGCCGGACUGGCAGGCGGCGACGCUCGGCGCGGGCCACUGGAUCGAGGCCUGCGACACGGCCGGCGAGGCGAGCCAGUCCUUCAAGAACCACGACGGCAAGGAGACGUUGAUGCUCGCGGACUCCGAGGACGCGCGCGUCGCGACCGUCGAGUACGUCGACCCGCCCGUCUGGCUCGACCCGGCCGUGCCCGGCGGCGUCGCCUUCUCCGUCCAGCCCACGGCCGACGACGACGCGAUCCUCGUGGGCCUCUUCGGCGGCGUCGUCGCCGCGUGGGUCGCGCCGGGCGCGGACUGGGCGUCCGAGGGCGCCGCGCGCGUGCUCCCGGCGGGCGCGCUCGACCUCGCCGCCUGCGCGGAGGGCGGCGGCGACUGGUGGGCCGCACCGUCCGACGCCGAGGCCUGGCUGCCCUGGGCGCUCGACGCCUGGAACGCCGUCGAGGCGACGUGGGGCGACGGCGAGCUCCGCGUGGCCUUCACCGCGCCGCUCCGCGGCACGCUCCGCACGGCGACGGUCGCCGUGCCCCUCGACCCGACCUGGGCCGCCGCGCCCCUCACGCUCGGCGUCUCCGGCGGGCCGCCGACGCCGGGCGUCCUCGCGCGGACGUACUUUGCCGACGUGCGGUACGCGGGCGCGCUCGACGCGCCGACGCCCGCGCCGUCCCGGGACCCGACGCCCGCGCCGAGCGCCGCGACGCCGGCGCCGAGUACGACGACGCUGCCCCCCCAGCCCACGCCCAAGCCCACGCCCGCGCCGUCGCCCGCGCCGCGGCCGACGAUGGAGACGGACAAGUGCGACCCCGCGAAUCCGACGUGCGAGGACUGCUGCCCGAACGACUGCGACGUCGUCACGCCGGACGACGGCUUCGACUUCAGCGGCCGCGAGUCCUGCGUCUGCUUCUUCGGCGACGCCGAGGAGGCCAGCGUCACGCUCACGGCGCAGGCCGACUGCGCGUUCGUCUCGGGCGACUACGCGACGGUCGACGGCGGCGCGGGCCACGACACCAUCGCGCUCUUCGACGGCAGGUACGGCCGCGCCUACGGCGGCGACGGCCGCGACGUCAUCACGCUGCGCCAGUCGGGCAAGUACAUGCCCGCGGGCGACGAUUUGUUUUCGGUCGCGGACGGCGGCGCGGGCGACGACGUGAUCCGCGUCUUCGCGGAUUUCGCGCGGGUCCGCGGCGGCGACGGAAACGACGCCAUCGAGCUCCGCAAGGCCGGCGGCAAGGUCGUGUCCCAGGGGUCCCAGAUCUGGGGCGGCGAAGGCGACGACUCCGUCGACGCGGAGGACGUCAAGGACACGCUCGUCUUCGGCGGCGACGGCGCGGACGACCUCGUCGUCGUCGACGCGUACCGCGUGCAGGUCGACGGCGGCGACGGCGGCGACGACAUCACGCUCAUGACCGUGUCCGACUCGCACGUCCACGCCGGCGCCGGGAACGACGCCAUCUACGUCCUCGGCGACGACAACGCGAUCGACGGCGGCCCCGGCGACGGCGACAAGCUCACGUACGACGGCGCGGGCAACGUCGUCGACUACGUCGAGUCGAUCAACGAGGCGGACCCCACGGCCCAGCCCACGCCCGCGCCCACGGUCUACGAGGCGCCCGCGGACGACAUCGACUACUACCCCGGCAUGUCGUUCCUCGGCUCCGGCGCGGGCCACUGCUUCAAGGCGACCGUCGGCGAGAACCUGGACAAGCAGGACAAGCCCUUCGACGGCGCCGGCGGCGACGGCGGCGGCGCCUACGACGGCAGCGGCGACUUCAACGCCGAGGAGGACGGCUACUGCGUCACCGCGUCCGGCGGCGACCAGAACGGCGGCGUCACGAAGCUCGCGUCCGGCGACCACGAGACCGAGGCGCAGAAGCGCGCGUGCAUGAUGCUCUGCGCGCAGACGGAGGGCUUCACGGGCUGCGAGGUCAUCUGGGGCCAGUACAACAAGGGCUGCUACGUCCACACGCAGGAGGUCGCCAAGGGCAACGGCGUCGACAAGCACAAGUGCUGGACGAAGAACGCGUGCGCGGGCUCCGCGUCGGCGCUCGUCACCGAGCUCGCCGACGUCUCCGAUUCGUCGAGCGCGUCCGCCUGGCAGCCCUGGGGCUGCCCCCUGACCUUCGACAAGCCCCUCAAGUCCGCCAAGAUCACGCUCACGUGGAAGGACCAGGGCUGGGGCAACAAGAAGGGCCGGGUGGGCCUCGCGCAGGGCGGCGGCGACGACCGCGCCGCGUCCGGCCUCGCGUCCCACGCCUGGGUCACGGAGACCAUCGACCUCUCCGUCGGCCAGAUCCCCAACGACAUGCAGCCGCUCCAGCCGACCUACGUCGUCGGCGGCGGCGGCGGCUACCAGCUCUACGUCAAGGACGCGACGCUCGUCGUCGAACUCGACGACGACGCCGACGUGAGCGGCGCCUUGGGCGCCGACGGCGGCUCCUUCGACUCCGCGUGCGCGGACUCGACGACGUGGCACAAGAAAAAGAACGACAAGCAGAACUGCGCUUGGGUCGGCAAGAAGGCGGCGAAGCGCUGCGAGGACAAGAUCAAGUCCGUGGACGGCGAGACGGCGAGCGACGCGUGCCCCGUGGCCUGCGGCGCGUGCGACGGCGCGGGCGCGUUCGCGUCGGACGCGGGCGCGCUCGCCGAGGAGGGCUUCGACGACCCCGGGUCCUUCUGGCUCGCCGAGCAAGCGGGCCGCUGCGCCGGGGACGACGGCGCGCCCGCGAACGCGGCGCGGCACAAGCUCAAGCCCUACGACGGCUCCGCGACGUACGCCGCCGAGUGCACGGAGCUCUGCGCGUUCCGCUACCCCGACGACCACGCGACCCCGGCCAAGGGCUGCGAGGUCGUCACGGCGCCGGUCCACCUCAGCGGCUGCUACGUCCACCUCGGCGACAUCGCCGGCGGCUGCGAGCUGCUGGGCGGCUGCGAGGUCGCCGGCGGCGCGACCUGCUGGCGGCCGAACCCGUUCCACGACCCGGCGCGCGUCGGCGCGCUCGGCGGCACGGCCGAGAUCCUCCAGUGGGGUGGCUCGUGCCCCUCGGACGGGUCGGACCCCGGCCCGCCCGGCGGCAACUACAACAUCGGCUCCUACGAGAAGAGCGAGUGGGACGGCGACGUCAACGUCCAGCACUUCACGGGCGGCACGCACUGCGGCUCCAUCGGCGGCCCGCGCACGGGCCAGUUCUACAUCGUCGCCGACCUCGACACGGGCGCGGCCGUCUACCUCGAGCCCAGCGAGCCGUCGACAUGCAAGUACGUCAUGGUGCUCCACACGCCGCCCGAGGGCGUGCCCGUGCCCGAGCCCACGCCGCGGCCGACGCCGCGGCCGUCGUUUGACCCGACGACCGCGCCGACGCCGACGCCGGAGCCGUCGCUGCGGCCCACGCGCUUCACGGGCGACUGCGACGUCGACGCGCCGUCGUGCGCCGACUGCUGCGCGCGCAACUGCGCGGACGUGUCCGGCGCGGGCGACCUCGACUUCUCCGGCGCCGCCGGCGGCGGCGACGCCUGCGUCUGCUUCGUCGGCGACGCGUCCUUCAAGACCGUCACGGGCACGCCCGGCGACGACUGCCUCUUCGUCGCCGGCGACUACGCGACGGUCGACGGCGGCGCCGGCAACGACGACAUCGUCCUCUACGGCGGCAAGCUCUCCCGGGCCUUCGGGGGCGCCGGCGAGGACAGGAUCGUCGUCAACCAGAAGGGCGAGAACGUCCUCCAGGGCGACGACCAGUACGUCCUCGUCGAGGGCGGCGCGGGCGACGACGCGAUCGAGGUCCUGAAGUCGUUCGUCCACGCCAAGGGCGGCGACGGCGACGACGACAUCACCGUCGGGUCGGCCGACGGGUCGCAGCUCAAGCGCGUCCACGCCUGGGGCGGCGACGGCGACGACGUCGUCACGGCGGGCCACGUCAAGGCGUCGGCCUUCAACGGCGACAAGGGCAAGGACACGCUCGUCGUCGACGACGCCUACGGGUCGACGGUCCGCGGCGGCGGCGGCGACGACCACCUCACGUUCCAGGACUUCCACGACGGCUUCGUCUACGCGGGCUCGGGCAACGACGACGUCUACGCCGUCGGCGACCACAACGUGCUCGACGGCGGCUACGGCAACUUCGACACGCUCUACGUCGCCGGCGAGGGCAACGAGUACGCGUACUUCGAGAUGGGCGAGAACAAGGACCCCAUUCCGACGCCCAUGCCGACGGGCGUCCCGACGCCGUGCCCGGACCUCUGGAGCGACGCGGGCGUGCCGCCCCAGCGGACGUUGGCCGUCGACGGGAAGGCGCACCAGCUCGUCUACCCCUUGGCGCAGACCGCGGGCCUCGGCGACUGGACGAAGCCGGGCGACGAGGUGACGAUGGAGCUCGAGGCGACGAGCACGUGCGCCCACUCCGUCGCGCUCGGCUUCGCGGCCGAGGGCGGCGGCUCCUUCCUCGAUUUGGUCGUGCCCGCGCUCGCCGCCGGCGAGAUAAUCCGCGCGACGGGCACGGUCGCGGCGUGGUCCGAGAAGGACGCGGACGAGGACUGCCUCACGGAGGACUGCGGCGGCGCCGGCGCCGGCGACUCCGCGUCGGCCUUCGGCGAGGAGCAGGCGGGCUACUGCGUCACGAGCGACGGCACGGACCAGAACUCGGGCGUCGUCAAGCUCGCGUCCGGCGACCACGACACGGACGAGAAGAAGGCUGAGUGCCUGCUGGCCUGCGCCGACGAGCCGGACUUCACGGGCUGCGAGGUCAUCUGGGGCCAGUCGAACGCGGGCUGCUACGUCCACACGCAGGAGGUCGCCAAGGGCAACGGCUACGCCAAGCACUCGUGCUGGCUCAAGGAGGCCGGCCGGCGCCUCGCGGACGACUGGGUCGUCUCCGGCGACGGCACGGCGACCUACGCCAUGCCCGACAUCUCGGACAGUUCGUCCGUGUCGACCUGGAAGGCCUGGGGCAAGUCGAAGACCUUCCCGCAGAAGCUGGCCAAGGCCGAGAUCACGCUCACGUGGAAGGACCAGGGCUGGGGCAACAAGAAGGGCCGCGUCGGCCUCUGGCAGGGCGUCACGAAGGCGCAGAGCGGCAAGGCGCCCCACAGCUGGGUCACGGAGACCAUCGACCUCGACCUCGAAGACCUCACGAACGACGGCUCCGCGAUCCAGGCCAAGUACGUCGUCGGCGGCGGCGGCGGCCACCAGCUCUACGUCAAGGACGCGACGCUCGUCGUCACCUUCGAGGAGCCCGACCCCGAGCCGCGCUACGUCGUCACGGGCGCGACCGACGGCGCCUGCGAGCUGUCCCUGAAGCACGUGCGCUACUACCCCGCGGCCUGCGCGCCGCCCGAGGCGACGCCCGAGCCGACGCCGCGGCCGACGGCGUGGCCGACGCCCGCGCCGACGGCGCCGCUCGGCCCCGUGCCCGCGCCGACGCCCCGGCCGACGUUUGAGCCGCCGACGCCCGCGCCCGUCACGUCGACGACGACGACGCGCUACGUCGGCGGCUGCAACCUCGCGAGCCCGACCUGCGAGAGCUGCUGCCCGCUCGCGUGCGACGAGGUGUCGCCGCAGGACGGCUUCGACUUCUCGACGCGCGACCGCUGCGUCUGCUUCGCGGGCGACGCCUACGACGCGGACCGCACGCCCGUGACCCUCACGGCCUUCGACGACUGCGCCUUCGUCGCGGGCGACUACGCCGUCGUCGACGGCGGCGCCGGCGACGACGUCAUCCAGCUCUACGGCGGGUCCUACGGCAAGGUCUACGGCGGCGCCGGCGACGACGCCAUCUGGAGCCGGUCGGGCGGCGCGGCCGUCCCCGGCGCCGGCUACGACCAGUUCGGCGCGAUCUUCGGCGGCGCGGGCGACGACGCGAUCCGCGCGCAGGGCUCCUACUUCCAGGUCGACGGCGGCGCGGGCGCGGACGUCAUCGUCGUCGAGAAGCUGCCCGGCGCGCAGACGCCGUCGACGGGCAACUUCGUCUGGGGCGACAAGGCCGGCGCAUCGUCCGACGCGGACCACAUCACGCUCGACACCGUGGCCCGGUCGACGGUCUGGUCCGGCGACGGCGCGAACGUCGUCGACGUGUCGUCCGGCGUCGACCUCGACGUCCACGGCGGCGCGGGCGCGGACGUCAUGCACCUCGUCGACCUCUCCGACUCGGAGGUCUACGGCGGCGCCGGCGACGACGCCAUCUACCACGAGUCCGGCGCCUACAACGCCUUCUACGGUGGCGAUGGUGCUGGUGAUGUGCUCCACCUCGCCAAUUUCGCGGACAACGCGUACGACGGCUUCGAGAGUACGAACGCGCCGGACCCGACGCCGGGCCCGACGCCCGCGCCCUCGCCGGCGCCCGUCGUCGCGCCGACGGCCCAGCCCAACGCGGCGCCCACGCCGCGGCCCACGCCCGCGCCGACGCCCCGGCCGACGUCCGCGGCGCCGACGCCCGCGCCGACGACGGCCGCGCCGACCGCGCCGCCGCCGGUCUGCGACCGCUACAACCCGACCUGCGAGGCCUGCUGCCCCCAGGCCUGCGACGCCAAGUCGCCCGCCGACGGCUACGACUUCUCCGGCGCGGCCGCGUGCGUCUGCUUCGUCGGGCAACUGCCGCACCGCGACUACGAGACGCUCGAGCUGUCGCCGCACGACGACUGCGCGUUCGUCACGGGCGACUACGCGGGCGUCGACGGCGGCGCCGGCGACGACACGAUCAUCCUCGGCGGCCACGACGGCGGCAUGUACGGCCGCGUCGACGGCGGCGACGGCGACGACGUCAUCUUCGGCCUCCAGAGCGGCGCGGACCUCGGCGCGACGCGCGUGCCCGUCUCGCUCUACGGCGGCGCCGGCGACGACGCCAUCUACGCCGUCGGCGAGGUCGUGACCAUCCUCGGCGGCGCCGGCGACGACGCCAUCGAGCUCGCGCCCGCGCCGGGCGCGACGGCGUUCAGCGAGAAGAACCAGGUCUGGGGCGGCCUCGGCGCCGACAGCAUCACCGCCGCGAACGUCAAGCACUCGCAGAUCCUCGGCGGCCCCAAGGACGCCGUCGACGAGGCCGACGGGCCCAACAGCGUCAAGAUCACCCACGGCGCGUCCCUCACGGUCUGGGGCGGCGAGGCCGCGGACUCCAUCGCGCUCGACGACGUCGACGAGACCUACGUCUUCGGCGGCGCGGGCGACGACGACGUCUACCUCGUCGGCACCUACAACGUCCUCUACGGCGGCGACGGCGGCUCCGACAUCCUCACGACCAAGGACCUCGAGGCCAACUACAACAGCGUGCCUGAGGACGACUUCGAGGUCUUCGAGGAGGCGAAGAGCUCCGCGGCCGACUCCGGCGCGUUCGUCGAGGGCGACGCGUUCCACUCCGCGCCCUCCACGGAGUGCGCGGACGCCCCGAGCUCCGGCGCGCUCGCCUGGGAGGCCGCCGACUUCGCCAACUUCCACUGCGAGUCCAUCGGCCCCGGGGCGGACUUCGAGGAAGACUGCGCGCGUAUGGACACGGCCGGCGUCGCGGCGUCGGUCGCGUGCCCCGUGGCCUGCGGGACGUGCCCGGCGGCCCUCUGCCUCGACGACGACACCUUCCACGUCGACAAGAUCUCCACGAACUGCGCGGCCGUCGCGAAGCAGGGCAAGUGCGACGACAAGGCCGACUGCGCGUGGGCGCCCGCCGACGACGGCUGCGACGGCGACAUCGACCACACCUGCAAAGGUCGCUGCGAGAACCUGCGCAUCACCUGCGACAUGUGCGCGGGGCACGCGAAACAGGACUGCAAGGCAGACGGCGGGUGCAGCUGGGCGAACGGCCGGUGCCUGCCCGACGAGCCGAAGAAGUACUGCGGCGUCGCGGCGGUCGCCGCGUUCUGCCCCGACACGUGCGGAAGCUGCUGAGGAGCGCCCACCCCCCCAAGCCGGGUGCUCCCCCAUCGAACCCCCAUCCCCACCCCCUAAGUACCCGCCAUUCGAACG